UCUCGGAUCUUGCCGAGUAUCUACCGGCCGUGUUGAGAGGAGACGUCGCUUCAGCGUUGCCGUCUCAAGCGGUUGAAUGUGUUGCGACAUCAUCUCAGGUCCCCAGUCAGAAAACUCCAUACGUUCGGCACGACCGGUACGGCAAUGUUAUCGGGCCUCCGUACGGCAUGCGGCGCGGCGCGGCGCGGCGGAGAGAUGCCGGGUGGAAGUCUUAUAAAUACGGUCUGGCCUGCUGUUCACGGCAUGAAGGUGCUUGAUCAAUAUCGACAACUUCUUCUUGACUCACAUAGGCAAGCCUAGCAUUCGUCCGAGCCUCUCGUUACUUUCAGUGACCUUAAGAGACAUCAAAAACCAUGGCAAUGGUUUCCAAUGGCAACGAGUACGACUUCAUCGUCGUCGGCGGCGGCACGGCUGGUAACGCAGUCGCUGGUCGCCUGGCCGAAAGCCCCAAUGUGCGAGUCCUCAUCGUCGAAGCUGGCGUUCCCAACCCCGACCAAGUCCCCGAGAUCACAACACCGUCCCAGGCCUUUGGGCUUCGCGGCAGCAAGCACGACUGGGCGUACAAGUCGACCAUGAUCAAGCGCGACGACUACGAGCGCAUCGAGAAGCCCAACACGCGCGGCAAGGUCCUCGGUGGGAGCUCGUGCGCAAACUACUUCACAUGGAUCCCGGGCUCCAAACCCACCUUUGACGACUGGGAAGAAUUUGGCGGCCCCUCCUGGAACUGGGACGGCUGUGUGGACUACCUCCGCAAGUGCGCCACCUACCACGACGAUGAAAAGGUGUACCCGGCCGAGCUCAGCAAGAUUGGUACCGGAGGGCCCAUCAACAUCGCCCAUGCCGAUCUUGUCCCAGAGAUGCAGCCGUUCCGUGACGCGCUCACGAAGGCGUGGGUCUCCAAGGGGGAGCGGCUCACCGAGGAUAUAUACGAGGGCGAGAUGCGCGGUCUUACUCACUGCGUGGACACAAUCUACGACGGCCAGCGCCAGGGUAGCUUCCUCUACCUCAAGAACAAGCCCAACGUCACCAUCAUCUACGGCGUGCGCUCCAAGCAGCUCAUCAUCGAUCCGACCACAAAGACCUGCAUGGGCGUGACUGUAAUCAAUGAGGCAUCAAACACGGAAAUAAGCGUCUACGCGAGUCGCGAGGUCAUAUUGUCGCAAGGCGUCUUCGAGACACCGAAGCUUCUCAUGUUGAGCGGUAUUGGCCCGGCAGGGGAGUUGGCCCGACAUGGCAUCGAUGUUCAGAUUGACUCGCCUCACGUUGGCCAACACCUCCUCGACCAUCCAAUAGUGCCUUUCGUACUUCGUAUCAAGGACGGCUACGGUCUAGACGACUACAUCCUUCGAGACGGGCCUCUCAAGCAGAACGCCAUCGCCGCCUACAACCGCGAUAAAACAGGCCCUAUCGGUUCGGGACUCCUGGAACUCGUCGGCUUCCCUCGAAUUGACGAGCGGCUUGAGAAGCAUGAGGAGUACCGCGCCGCAAAGGCUGCAAAUGGCGGGUUGGAUCCUUUUGGUCCCGCGGGCCAGCCUCAUUUCGAGCUAGAUUUUGUCGGCAUGUUCAGCACCGCGUUUCAGUGGCACUAUCCGGUACCCGAGGAGGGCAGCUAUAUGACCGUCAUUGUUGAUCUGCUUCGGCCCCUUUCCGAGGGAGAGGUUACCUUGAACUCGCCCAGCCCUCUGGUACAGCCCAACAUCAACUUGAACUUCUUCGGCAACAAUCUCGAUAUUUUGGCUAUGCGCGAGGGUGUGCGAUGGACCUACGACCUGCUCAUGACCGGCGCGGGCUUUAAGGACAUUUUCGUGUCGGAGUAUCCGUGGAAGAUGCCGCUCGACUCCGACGCGGAGAUGACGAGAGCUGUGCUGGACAGGAGCCAGACUGGUUUCCACCCCUGCGGGACUGCACGUCUCUCCAAGUCCAUCCACCAAGGCGUCGUCGACUCCAACCUGCGCGUGCAUGGCGUGAAGAACCUCCGCGUGGCAGAUGCGUCUGUCAUUCCAGUGAUUCCGGACUGUCGCAUCCAAAACUCCGUGUACAUGAUUGGUGAAAAGGGCGCCGAUCUUAUCAAAGGUGACCACAAAGAUCUCUACGAGGCGAAGGGUAUUUCCUACUUUGUGUCCAGCCGUCUAUAACAGGGAGCAAUGUGGUGUAACAUUGGGGACGCCGCCUCCAUGGCAGCGUUCGCGCAUGUGGCUUGCAUGAACCAGCUAGUGGGACCACAUAGAUAUAGUCUGCGACAGUAGAUUGACUUUCAAUAGAGUACAUCUUUGACAG
Molecule: messenger RNA, 2277 nt
Organism: Purpureocillium takamizusanense
Lineage: Eukaryota; Fungi; Ascomycota; Sordariomycetes; Hypocreales; Ophiocordycipitaceae
Exons: 3
Coding region: 354-2135 (593 amino acids)
Molecular function (GO): flavin adenine dinucleotide binding; oxidoreductase activity, acting on CH-OH group of donors
Source: RefSeq, a predicted model, not a curated record